AUUACUAGUACUAGUAGUAUUAGCAUUUCAGGCUCAUGCUGGCAGAACUACAAAACUAACUUGAGUCGAGAGACAACUGGACCAGCGCCGGCAUGCGGACUAGACUACGUAGCUGAUGAUGAGAUGGGCCAAUGCCGGGCAAGAUGUCGAUGAGCAGCGCGGUUGAAGUGAGCGACUUACAAUUUUUUGCAGAUCAUGAUGCCGGCAGGCGCUAGGCCCGUGGUGAAGUCACAGUGUCUGUUGCCAGAGCUAGAGGCAGUGUUGGCCGUGGUCAUUCAUGGUGACUUUGCAGUGUGCUGUGAACAGGUGAGGUCUGGAGAACAGGACUCAGGAGUAGACGUCUAGUGCGUGCUUGCGCCACUACCAAGCCCAAGGAUCGUGAAAAGGCGACCGACUGCUGGAGAACACCCACUGACCCAGUGUAUUUGAUGUUCCGGUCGAGAUCUUCCCCUGGAUCAGUGGAUGGAUGGUAAGCACGCAAGUAGUAUGUUAGCUACAUGACCGUCCCACUAAAGACUAUGGGAGUAUGGUAGAGCUGCAGGUGGCUGCACUCUGCAACUAUGGACAUGACACUGUCUGUACACACAGUCCUGCUGAUCUGCAGAGCCAAGGCGGAGGUCAGGAAAAGUCUGCUCAUGGAUGGUAGCUAGGACUAGCAGAAUCUUGUGGUCUUUCCGUUAGUGGAUAUCGAUGAGAGCUGGCUUUCGAACCUGACAGUGGUUGAAGUAUCGAAGGACAGUAGAUGGUCCCAAUGGCAUUGGAACCACCUCGUUCAACAACGUCCCAGAUCAACCGUCACAAUAAUUGCUAGUGAAGUACGGUUGGUGGAGCUCAUUGAGAGGCUGUGGACAGCCAUCACAAAUCCAGUCAGAGCCGAACUGGUCAAUCUGGUCGUAUUUGUGCUGCAGGGCAAAGCUGUACCGCUUCUUGCCAUGGUCAUUUCUGUUAGUGGUGGGCAGUACAUGUACUUGGAAUAGUUGCAAGUCACUGUGCGCUAACACGAACAGUGGAUUCACUAGUGUACACCCAACGAAGCUGUGCUGACCCAGGAUCUAUAACCAAGCUAACGUUGCCGUCUCGCUGGUAUUGUCACAGCUGCUUUGUAUAAUGGAAGGUGUGCAUGGCAGUGAUGGUGGUGGUGGUGGUGAUGGCGGUGGAGAGGGGCCAACACCGGCACGGAUAACAUGUCGGGCUCAACAGAAUGGCCUGGACGUGCAAGGAGAGAGAGCUUUCGUGGUGCUGGGAACUCGGCCAACAAGUGACCACCAUCAAUCUAUCAUAGGCAGCUAUAGCCAGAAAGAGCGGCCCAGUAUGACGUUGAAGAGUGACGGAGGUGCAGCUGUCAUCAGUGGCCAUGGUAUUUUCGUGUGGCAACCACACCUCACCAACAAUCUACCCGAGUACCAAGAGACUGAAAGCCGCAUGGGUACAAAGCAUGGUAAGGAUGCCACGGACUACCAGGAGACUCAUAUGCCGCGUGAUCCCUGCGAUUCAUCAAUACAUCGCCAAGAAAGCUCCGGCUCAGAUGAAGAUCCAAAACUGAGGAUUGCUCCAGAUAACGAUAUGGGCAUGUCAGGAGUUCCCUUUGUUGACAGCAAGUCGCGUGCAUCUCGGGGAGAGGUGACGUACGAGACUAGUUGCAGUGGAAUCGUCGUGCAUGGCUCGGGUAUGAUGGUAGUCCAUGGUGGAAAUGAGCAAGAUCUUGACUUGCUGGACAAAAUACCAAUAGCCUCGGAUGAGUACGUGGACAGUGUGAAACACGACAUGAACUUCAACACAAGGAAGUGCAACAUCUGUGUCUGCGGCCGCCAGUGUAAGAUCUUUAUUGGUGGCCAAUCUGACAAUGGAAGCAAGAUUGCGGAUUCGAAAGCAGAUUCUCCAGUGAAGCGACGCUGCACUCAGUGCUGCAAGUCACUGCCUACCUGUGUAAGUGUUGAGGAGAGUGUUGACAGUCUCGGCCUGCACUCCCGUGACAUAUUCUCUACUCCCUCUUCACCAGUAAAGACGUCUCCUGGAGGCGUUACAAACUGUGACUGGUGUCAAUGUCAGCAAAGGUAUGCCGGUGAUACCAAGCAUAGCACAGCACGGCGCCGCACAAGCUUUGACAGUGGUGAUCGCUACAGUGCGGCGUCUCCAGAGUAUGUUGAUAUCAACAGCAUGCCGGUACAUAAGCUGUCGUUCAGUGCACGCCUGAAACUGGCUGAGCUGCUCAAUAUCGAGCAGAUCAACGGACACGACUGGCGAUUGCUAGCUGAUUCGUUUGGAUAUAGUUACACCUACAUCCGGGGUCUGGAGCGGAAAGAGUCACCAACGCUUGCUCUUCUGGAUGCCUUGCAAGGCAAGGGCAUCAAUGUUGGUCAGCUAUUGGAUGUUUUGGCAAAGCUGGAUCGUAAAGAUGUUGUCAUCGAGCUCACUGAGAUGUUGGAAGACAGCCAGUUUUAGGUAUUUUGUGUUUCUUUUUUUUUCUGCCAACGAACACAAAGCUAAGCACAUGUGUGACUGGUGUGACUUGCAUGCCCGAGAAGAUAGUUAAGGCUGGCCUACGGCCCUUGGACUAACCUGCCGGGGGCUGACAAGCCAAAUGCCCCCCCCCCCCCCACCACGCACCAACCUAUAAUUAGGAUACACUAUCAUGUCAUAAAAUGCGUUGAACCGAAAAUCACUGAACUCCAGUUCAUACCCAUGAUGGCUCUGGCCCACAAUAAUGCUCUGACUGUAGCCCGGGUACGUUGUUGACUGUAGUCACCGGGUACAUUUAGGACCUCACUUCUACCUAAAUACACACUGAUCAAAAUUCCCCAUUCAAAUGUGUAUACUUCAUGCAAGCCAACUUCAUCUUGUGCAGCUGUAUUCACGUAUCUCUCAUUUCUGAUUGUCCAAACAUCCCGUUGCCGUGUUGGCAACAUAGCCAUGGACGGUGGUGCACGAACAUGACGACCUGGGCUCAUUUUCUUUACUUUGUGUGUCAGUGAAGCAUCUGCAGAGUGAACUGCAGCGUGACUGCGGAGUAAAUAAAAGAGCAUUCUACAGGGCAA
Molecule: messenger RNA, 3035 nt
Organism: Sycon ciliatum
Lineage: Eukaryota; Metazoa; Porifera; Calcarea; Leucosolenida; Sycettidae
Exons: 7
Coding region: 1108-2442 (444 amino acids)
Biological process (GO): signal transduction
Molecular function (GO): protein binding
Source: RefSeq, a predicted model, not a curated record